AUGAACUACAUGCAGCAGCUCGACACUUUCGUGCUGCGUCUUAACGACGCCGGCAACGACUACAAGGAGCUGCAGUCGGUGUUUCUGGAACUUCUAGACAUGAUAGAAGCCUUUAAUGGAGCAGCCGAAUACGAGUACUUUUUGAAGAACAUGGUGCCGAUUUUCUUGCAGAAAUUAGAUGAUGUACCCAUCGCGUUCAACAGUAGCAGCCCCGAGCACAAGUUGCGGAACCUGGUGCUUGAAAUCAUCCACCGAUCAAUCAUGACCGAUACUUUCCAGCCUUACGCAGAGGAGAUUUUGGUGACUUUAACGAGAAUCUUGGAACUCGAGAACGAGGAUAACGGUGUGCUCUGUAUGAAGAUCAUCACCUCUUUGCAUAAGGCCUAUAAGACGACGUUGCAUGAUAAAGUGGACCCAUUCAUUGAUAUCAUCAACAAGGUGUACGAUAACAUGGAUGAGACCGUGAGCAGCGUGUUUUCCGAGAGCCAGCAGGCUCUGGUAGAGGAACAGAACGAAUCUGGCCCGUUUGUCGAGGACUCCAACAAUUCCAAAACACUUAGUAAGGCCAUGUUUUCGUUCAAAACAUUGGCAGAAUGUCCAAUCACCAUGGUGUCUUUGUAUUCGUCAUACAAGACGCUAGUUCAGACAUCUCUCCCCAUUUUCUUGCCAAAAAUCAUCCACAUAUUGCUAUUGCAGGUAAAGCAGCAGAAAGAAUUCCGUGAAGAGCAGUUGAAAACCUCCACAUCCGUUACAGCUAUUCUGCCUCAAAUUAUCAACAGACAGGCGUACUCCGAGUUCAUUUUGGGUCAGGUGAAGUCCGCUUCCUUCUUGGCGUACGUGUUUAUUCGUGGUUAUGCCACCCAUCAUCUUCCACAGGCCCUGGCUAAAGUUGUGCCUGACGUCAUCAUCAGAUUACUCCAGGAUUGUCCAGCGGAACUUUCCAUUGCACGUAAGGAACUUCUUCAUGCAACACGUCAUAUCUUAUCUACUCCGUUCAGAUCACAAUUUGUUUCCAAAAUUGAGUUUCUUUUUGACGAAAAGAUUCUCAUUGGUCAUGGCUUGACUGCGUUUGAAACGCUCCGACCAUUGGCAUACUCCACAGUCGCCGACUUUAUUCAUAACGUGCGUAAUGAACUCACGCCCAAGCAAAUAUGGUCCACGGUUCAAAUUUAUUGUGAUCUCUUGAAAGACGACUCUCUUGCAUUAACCGUUCAGAUCAUGAGCGCAAAGCUUUUGCUUAAUUUGGUGGAAAGAAUCAUGAAGUUGCCCAAUAAGCUUGAAGGUAGACAGCUCUUCAUGAUCAUCAUCGACUCGUACGCUAAGAGAUUCCACAGUCUCAAUAGAAAGUACGAUUACAUUCUUAAAAAGCACCAGCAAUUCGAAGAAAAGAGAAAAAUCAAGGAAGCUGCAGCAGAACAUGCCGUGGAGAGAUAUAGAUCCAAAGCUCCAGAGAUUCCUAAUGCUAAAGAUUCUGAACAGCUAGGUAUGGAAACAGGAGACGAUGACUCGAUGGAGGUAGACACAGAGGCCAAUAAUGAACAAAUUACGGAACUACCUGAAGAUAUGUUUAGCGUUGAAGAGCUCUCGCCAAUCUCAAUUUCUUUCUCCAACAAUAACAGUGACUUAUUAAAGGAUGCGAGAUACUUGUUCCGUACUUUAAUGACCUUCUUGAAGUCGGUAAUUUUCGGCUUGAAGAACUGCAAUCCUCCAGUUCCACCACAGCCACAGCAGGACCCCAAAAAUCCUGGUCAGGUUGUCAACUACGAUAAAUGGAAUGACUCAGCAAAAUUAACAUCUCUUGAAGAGAUCACCAUUCUCCGCAGUCUCUUCAGAGGUGGUAUCAGCUGCUUGCGCUUCUUUUCCGUGUCCAAGCCUAAACAGACUGUGCUGGCCAAGGCAUUUGACUUCUCAUCCGGGGGUCCCAAUCUUCCAAUCACAUCUUCCAAGGAGGAGAAGGAUUUGAUGGAGAUUUUCGCAACGAUCUUCAUCCACAUCGACCCAGCAUCUUUCAACGAGAUUGUCAGCGCUGAGUUGCCAUUCAUGUUCGAGUCUAUGCUUGAAAACGCGGCAUUGCUCCACCUUCCUCAGUUCUUUUUGGCGAGCGAGAUCACCUCAGCAAAUUUUUCAGGUAUCUUGAUUUCCUUCCUACGCUCCAAGUUAGACCAACUUGACAAGGUUGACUUGGUCAAAUCCAAUAUCCUUAUACGUUUGUUCAAGCUCUGCUUUAUGUCAGUCAACUUGUUCCCCACUGCCAAUGAGAACGUAAUUCUCCCCCAUUUGAACUAUUUGAUCUUGGAGUCAUUGAGGCUCGCAACAAAGGCUGAAGAACCCAUUAUUUAUUCCUACUUGGUGAGAACUUUGUUCAGAAGCAUCAGCGGUGGAAGAUUUGAGAAUUUGUAUAAGGAGAUCAUGCCUAUUUUGCCAGUGUUACUCGAGAGCCUCAACAAAUUGAUCGCAAACUCCCGUCGUCCAUAUGAGCGUGACAUCUACGUUGAGUUGUGUUUGACUGUCCCUGUUCGAUUGUCUGUUCUUGUUCCACACUUAAAUUAUUUGACAACACCUUUGGUGUACGCUCUCAAUGGAUCGCAGGAGCUUGUGAGCCAGGGUUUACGUACUUUUGAAUUGUGCGUUGACAAUUUGACUGCAGAGUAUUUUGAUCCUAUGAUUAUGCCUGUCAUCUACGAUAUCAUGGCAGCAUUGUGGAAACAUUUGGAACCUGUUCCAUACCAUCAUCAGCACUCACAUACAGCCAUCAGAAUUCUUGGUAAACUUGGUGGACGUAACCAUAAGCACUUGAAGCCUUGUGCAGACUUGAGAACACAAUCCGAAUUGGAUCAGGAAAUUAAGGCACUCGUAUCCAUUCAUGGCUUGGGAAGUAAGAUUCCACUUUCAAUCACGCCUGGUGUCGAAUCUGCUUUCAAAUUGCUUGAAGAUCCACGCUUGAAAGUCCACUACAGGAUCAGCGCAUACAAGUAUUUGUCUAGCAUCUUGAAGCUUUUCAUCGAUACUACACCAAUCCCGCAGGACUACCCUGUCUUUAUUAAGGAGCAAGUGGAGCUCUUGAAGCUCGACGAGCUCAAUGAGUUCCCAGAACUCGAGCCUUCUGACAUAAAAGAUGCGGCCAAAUUAGACCGUCAACAGAAAUUGUUUGGCCGUCUCUUGGAAGGGUUAUUCUUUGCGUACUCUAUUCCCGAACUUAAGGAGGAAUCGGGCUCAUUAAUCGACAGUAUUACCACUCACUUCACCCUUAUUCACUUGGGCACUUCUGUGAUUGGAAAGAUCAAGAAAGAUCGCCCUUUCUCUGUUAAGGAUCAGGAAGGAAAAGCAUUCAUUAGUGAAACAGUAUUCUUCAAUGCGCUUAACUAUUCUUUGAGCUUCUGGGAUAAGGAUGUCCGUGAGAAGGGUAUUCAGACCAUCAAGAAUCUUUACAAAACCACUGUUGUGAUGUUUGGAUCCGAUGAGGAUGCUUUGUACUCGCCAUUGUUCCGCUCUAUGUUUUACAAGUUCACCCACUGUUGUUAUAGUGAGUUCUAUCAUAAUAAACUAGGUGGAGUGUUGGGUUUGAAGACUAUGUUUGAAGAUUUGAAUAUUCCCUCAAAAUGGUUCUUCAAGCGCCAAUUUGAACUUGUCAGAUCCAUCUUCUUUAUUUUGCGUGAUACGCCAGAUACAGCUCCUUUCGAAGUACGUGAUAUGGCCAAGAAGCUUGUAUUGACCAUUCUCAAGGAAUGCAAUUCUGAAGUUUCGAAGGAUACAAUUCUUGAGAAACCUUUCCAGACCUUGGUUGGUGCCUUAGUGUACGAUCUCGCUAGUGCUGUUCCAAUUGUCAGAGAAGUUUCUCAGGAAUCGUUGGGAGUGUUGUCGGAAGCUACUGGAGUCCCUAUUGCAACAAUAAUUGGACCUUCAAAACAUCUUUUGCUCACCCCUAUAUUUGGAAAGCCUUUGAGAGCCUUGCCAUUUCCAAUGCAAAUUGGUAACAUCAACGCUAUCACUUUCUGCUUGGGUUUAGAAGAUACUUUCACUACUUUCAAUGAUGAGCUUAACAGAUUACUUCUUGAAGCUUUAGCCUUGGUUGAUGCUGAGGAUGAAUCACUUGCUAAUGUUCACCGUCUUUAUGAACACAGAACAGCUAAGCAACUCAUUGAGCUUCGUGUUGUUUGUAUCAAAUUGCUUUCCUUGGCACUUACCAAACCUGGAUUUUCGUUAGGCUCGUUGUCCGAGGCCAGAAUUCGAAUUCUUGGUGUGUUCUUCAAGGCUCUUUGCAACAAGUCUACAGAAAUCAUCAAUGCAGCUCAUCUUGGCUUGAAAUCUAGUCUUGAUGAGAGUGCCAAGCUUCCUAAAGAACUUUUGCAGAAUGGUCUUCGCCCGAUGCUUAUGAACUUAUCGGACCAUAAGAAAUUGACAGUCUCUGGUCUUGAGGCUUUAGCACGUCUACUUGAAUUAUUGAUUUCAUACUUCCGUGUUGAAAUCGGUAGAAAAUUACUUGAUCAUUUGAUGGCAUGGGCCCAAAUCAACACUUUGCGUCUGAUUGCAGGCCAGGAUUUGGAGAACAACCAUACUGUUCAGAUAGUCAUUGCCAUUUUGAAUAUCUUCCAUCUUUUGCCGGCUAAAGCAUACACGUUUAUGGAGGAAAUCAUCAACACUUUGCAAUACUUGGAAGGUCAUUUGGAUCGCCACCAAAAUUCACCCUUCAGAUUGCCAGUUCUUAAGUUCUUGAAUCGAUUCGCUGAUAACUGUUUGGAAUACUACAUUUCGCACUACAAAAACAGGAAGUUGGGUAAUAUGUUAGCAUACUUUGCUGGAGAGGAAGAUGGCCCUAGAAUUCGUGAGGUUGCUAAGGGUAAGAUUGACAGCAUUGUAGAAGAUUUGAAGGCAGAGACAGACAACGAAGUGAAAAUCAUCAAAUUUGCUAACACGGUGGACUUGAUUGCUGCGAUUUCCAAGUUUGAUACAGAGUGGUUUGACCAACAAUCACCACUCUUAGAGACACUUUCCGAGACUGUUGAAGUCCUCAUUGGAAUCAAGGGCCAAUUACCUUUGACUUCCAGCACCCAUCUUCAAGCAGACCAAGCAAUCUCUAAUCUUGAGGUUCUCAUUGUUCAUUACAUGGAAAGAAACCCCAAAGACGUGGAUCUUCUAUUCAAUACUGUCAACCGCCUCAGUAUGUUGAACUUAAAGAUUCAUGAGCGUAUUGAGGAGUACAUAUUUGAGACCGUUGUGAAGUCUCAAGAUGUCGAACAUAGACAACACUAUAUGAGUAAGUGUGUCGAUUUUAUUGCUGAUGAGACACAAUUGAAGGCAAAGAUUUUUGUCUUAAAGAAGGUAUUCGACUCUGCACUCUUGUACGAAAUCGAUAAGAAUGGCAAUGCAGACUCAUUAUUCGCCAAUGGUCCAGCUUGGUUACAGAAAUUCGAUGAGAAUAUCUGGAAAUCUACUAACGAUAUUAUCACUGAUAGAACUUCUGGAAAGAUCGAUUCAUACAGAUUCGCUUUGCUUGAGAGUACUACAAUUCUUCUUAAGUGGUCUCCUAACCAGCUCAAUGAUUACAGGAAGGACGUGAUCAAGUUUAGUUGGAACUACAUCAAGUUGGAGGAUAACAUCACGAAACAGGUUGCAUAUGUCACAACUUCCUAUUUUAUUGCGGCUUAUGAAACACCAGCUCAGCUUGCUACUCAGGUGUUCGUGGCUCUUCUCAAGACUCACCAGAGUGAUUCCAGACACUUGGUGAGAGAAGCUCUCGAUAUCCUUGCGCCAGUUAUGUCCUUGAGAAUUGUUGACGGUGAUUCACCUAACAGUUGGCUCAAGUGGCCAAGAAGAGUCCUCUCAGAAGACGGUUUCAAUGUUACGCAGGUCUUGAAUGUAUACCAAUUCAUUGAUCAGCAUCCAGACCUCUUCUUCCCAGCCAGAGAGCAUUUCAUUUCGAAUAUUAUAACAGCAAUGGGUAAGUUGACCAUCUUGGCUAAUGCUGCUUUGGAAAAUCAAGUCCUCGCUAUCGACUUGGCUGAACUUAUUUUGAGCUGGGAAAAGAAGGCAGAGACUUUGAAGAAACAAAAAAAAAUCGAAAAUGUGGAGUCAGAAGCCAAUGGAGAGAACAAGGAUGCCAAUGACUUCUCAACUUCUGAUGAUUAUGUCGUCCCCUUUGGUCAGAGAGAAGCAUGUGUCACAUUCUUAAUUAGAUAUGUGUGUAUUAGUCCUCAGAGAGCUUCUGAAAGUGAAUUGGGACAAAAAGCAUUGGGAAUUCUUUAUGAUCUUUUGAGUCCACAACAUUGGCCAGAAGUUUCCGUCAAGAUUACUUUCUUCGAAAAAUUUUUACUUUCCAAUGACUUGAACUCUGCAAACUUGUUGGGUUACUGUUUGAACGCUUUGGAGGUUCUAGGUGUUGUUUUGGAGUGGAAACCUGCUGAGUGGAUUAUCUCCAAUCUUGGAUAUCUUCAUAAACUACUUGAAAAAUGUAUCAAGUCUGAAAAUCAUGACAUCCAAGAGGUCCUCCAAAGAGUCUUGCGCAUCAUUCUUCUGGCGAUUAAUGUUCAAGUUGAAGUUGAGACUGCGGAAAAUGAGGAGUCUGAGACGAAGCACUUCGUUAACUUGCUCACUACUACCGUUUCUGAGGACUUGAGUGAUACAACAUCCAUGGCUGCCGGUGUUACCUUGUCCUGGACUUUGGCCAAUUACAGGCCAGCCACACUUGAUCCAUUGUUGCCCUCGAUCAUGAGAACUUUUAACAAACUUUGCAAGGACCACAUCGCAAUCACUCACCAAGGUGCCCAAUCUAAGGACUCGUCAGCAACUAGUGAUGAGGCUAAGAUAACAACCAAGCUUUUGGAGAAGAUCUUGAACUUGUGCUCAAUGAGAAUUUCCAGCCUUGGCGACCAAAGAAGAAUUUUCUUAUCGCUUCUUGCUCAAUUAAUUGAAAGAUCUUUGGAUAAAGAUAUUUUGGAGAAGAUCAUCAAGAUAGUGAAGUCUUGGGUGUUUUCUAGAACCGACUUAUUUCCUACAACGAAGGAGAAGGCUGCUAUUUUGGCAAAGAUGAUGAUUUUUGAAAUCCGUGGAGAGCCUGCUUUAUCCAAGGAAUUCUACAAGAUUAUUGUUGAUAUCUUCGAAGAUGACACAUUCAGUUGUACUGAGUUGACUGUUCGUAUGGAGCAACCCUUCUUGGUGGGAACUCGCUCUUCGGAAGUUUCUGUUCGUCGUAAGCUUAUGUCCAUUUUGAACAACAGUCUAGAGAAAGAUAUCAGCAAGCGUCUCUACUACGUCAUUAGAGAACAAAACUGGGAGUUUUUGGCAGAUUACCCAUGGUUGAACCAGGGCCUCCAGCUUCUCUUUGGAGCAUUUAACUGGGACGACAGACUUCAAUUAGUCUCAGAGGAAAAUAGAUUACCUCCGUUGACGACAUUCCCAUAUGAGCCUAAAGACAUGGAUAUGGACAGUGUUAGUUCCGAUCUCACAAAGUUGUUAGACGGUCACAACCUGUUCUUGAACGAAAUUUCCGAUGUCAGCGCUGGAGCAAUUCUUGAGCCCUUGAUUGAUAUGUUCUAUCAAAGCAGUGAGACAGUUCACCGCGUGUGGUCAUCAGUGUUCCCAAUUGCAUUCAAAUCUAUUCCUCGCUCAGAGCACUUGGAUUUCACUCGUUGUAUGGUCAUUCUCUUGUCGAAGGACUAUCAUACCAGACAAAUCGACUCCAGACCAAACGUAAUCCAAUCUUUGAUGGAGGGUGUGUCUCGGUGCGACGAACUUCAGCUCCCUCCAUUCGCAGUUGAAUGCUUGGCUUCCAACUUCGAUGCAUGGUCACAAGGUAUUCACAUUCUUGAGAAUAUUGAGAGUCUGUCUAUUAACGGUAAUGCUGAAGUGCGGGAGGUGACGCAGGAUGCUUUGGCCAAAUUGUAUGCCACUUUGAAAGAAGAUGACAUGUUCUACGGUCUUUGGAGAAGACGUGCAAAGUAUUCUGAGACUAUUUCUGCAUUGUCAUAUGAGCAGAUAGGUAUGUGGGAUAAGGCACAGCAGUUGUACGAGACGGCUCAGAUUAAAGCAAGAAGUGGUGCAUUACCAUAUGGUCAGUCUGAGUAUGCCCUCUGGGAAGACCACUGGAUUUUGUGUGCUGAAAAGUUACAGCAUUGGGAUAUUCUCACGGAGCUUGCUAAACACGAAGGAUUUUCUGAUCUUUUGCUUGAGUGUGGUUGGAGAGUGGCUGACUGGAAUGCAGACAGGGAUACUCUUGAACAGACUGUCAAAAGUGUUAUGGAUGUUCCAACGCCUAGAAGACAGGUGUUCGAGACGUUCCUUUGUUUGCAAGGAUUUGGCCAAGAGAAGGAGACCCUACAAGAACUUUCUAGGCUUUGUGAUGAGGGUAUUCAAUUGGCCCUCAGAAAGUGGCACGGACUUCCUCAGAGAUUUGGCAACGCUCAUAUUCCUUUACUCCAUACCUUCCAGCAAUAUGUUGAAUUCAUGGAAGCUAGUCAAGUUUACUCCAGUCUUGUUUCGACAAAUGCUCAGAAUUUGGAUGUAAAGUCGCAGGAACUCAAGCGUGUUUUGCAAGUAUGGAGAGAAAGAUUACCUAACACUUGGGAUGACAUCAAUAUUUGGAACGAUCUAGUGACAUGGAGACAGCAUGCUUUCCAGGUUAUUAACAAGGUUUACAUGCCAUUCAUCCCUAUCUUGCAACAAAGCAACUCUGACGGCAACGCCAAUUCGUAUGCCUAUAGAGGAUUCCACGAAAUAGCUUGGGUGAUAAACAGAUUUGCACAUGUUGCCAGAAAACACAACAUGGCAGAUGUGUGUAUCAAUCAACUCACUAAGAUCUACCAACUUCCUAACAUUGAAAUUCAGGAAGCAUUCUUGAAAUUGAAGGAACAGGUCAAGUGUCAUUACCAGAGCCCUAACGAGCUUAAUACUGGUCUUGAUGUCAUCAGGAACACCAACUUGGUCUAUUUUGCUACACAACAAAAGGCUGAGUUCUUUACCUUGAAGGGUAUGUUUUUGAGCAAGCUCAACCAAAAAGAAGAGGCUAAUAAGGCAUUUGCUACUUCUGUCCAGAUCGAUCUUAACUUGCCUAAAGCUUGGGCUGAAUGGGGUGUUUUCAAUGAUAAAAGAUUCAAAGAGAACCCUAACGAUCUAGUAUAUGCAAAUAACGCUAUCAGUUGCUACUUACAAGCUGCUGGUCUUUACAAGAACGGGAAGACCCGAAAGUUACUUGCGAGAAUUUUAUGGUUGAUAAGCUUGGACGAUUCCUCGGGAACUUUGGCUCAGGCAUUUGAAAACUUCAGAGGUGAGGUUCCAGUGUGGUACUGGAUUACGUUUAUUCCUCAGUUGUUGACGUCUUUGUCUUACAAGGAAGCCAAGCUUGUGAGACAAAUUCUCAUCAGAAUUGCAAAGAGUUAUCCACAAGCAUUGCACUUCCAGCUCAGAACCACCAAGGAAGAUUUCGCAGCUAAGCAGCGUCAAUCUAUGGAGCUUUCGAGACAUAAGACAUCGAGUACUUCUCCACCAGCUAUUGAUCCAAAGGAUGCUUCUGAAAAUGGAAAUGAUGCGGACAAGUCUAGUGAAUCAAAGGAUGAAACGAAGGAUGUCAAAGAAGAAAAUGAUGGAAAGCCAAGUGGUGACUCUAAGGCUGAAAACGGAACGAGCAAGGCGGCUGAUUCUAAACUACCUCCGGCAGCUGCAGCUAUUCGUCGUUCUUGGGAGUAUGUUGAGGAAAUUAUGGGUAUUUUGAAAACAGCAUACCCAUUACUUGCACUCUCUUUGGAGUCCUUGGUUGAUCAAAUCAAUCAGAGAUUCAAGUGCACUGCAGAUGAAGAUGCUUAUAGGUUGGCAGUGGCGUUGUUGAACGAUGGUAUCCAAUACCUUAAUAGACUUGGAAACCCCCGCGAAGAUGCCAAAUUACCUCCUGUCACGGAAGUUAACAUAACAAGAUUCGCUGAAACUGUUCUUCCUAAGCUGAUCCGUGCAGAAUUUGAGAAGGAUUUAGUGAUUGGUAAGCCAAACUUGGAAACCUACAUCGUGAAAUUGAGAAAAUGGAGAGAUCGUCUCGAGGAUAAGCUCGAUAGAAGAUUCACUGAAGUCAAUUUAGAGAACUUGUGCCCACACUUGAGUGAGUUUCACCAUCAAAAGUUUGAAGAUAUUGAAGUUCCUGGUCAAUACUUAUUGAACAAGGAUAACAAUACGCACUUCGUGAAGAUAGAACGGUUCUUACCAACUAUUGAUUUGGCUCGUGGAACUAAUGCUUGCUACAAGAGAAUGAAGAUCCGUGGCAAUAACGGAAGUUUGCACUCUUUUGCUGUUCAAUUCCCAGCUGCUAGACAUUGUCGUCGUGAAGAGUGUCUUUUCCAGUUGUUCCGUAUCUUUGACGACUCAUUAUCGAAGAAGGUUGAAACACGUCGUCGUAACAUUCAGUUCACUCUUCCGAUUGCUGUGCCUUUAUCUCCACAUAUUAGAAUCAUUAAUGACGAUUCAAGAGAUAUCAGCAUGCAGAAGAUUUACGAGGACUUUUGUUUCCGUAAUGGCAAGGACCGUGAUGAGCCUUUCAUCUACACUAUCGAGAGAUUGCGGGCAGCAUUUGAUCCACGCUUGCCUAAGCCGGAUAUUAUGAGUAUUCGUGUGGAGAUUUUGAGUGCUAUUCAAACCGAAUUGGUUCCUUCGACAGUGUUGAAGAACUACUUUGUGGAUCUCUAUCCAAACUUUGAAGAUUUCUGGCUCUUCCGCAAACAGUUUACGUCGCAAUAUGCUUCGUUCAUCUUUACAACCUACAUGAUGUGUGUGAACACGAGACAACCUCAAAAAAUCCACAUCAAUAGAGGCUCUGGUGACGUGUGGACGUCGGAUAUGUUACCAUGCAAGAUUGCCAGCAAGAAUGCCUCCUUGGACGGCUCCAGCGGAGGAAGGCCCGCCCCAUUGUUCUAUAAUGCAGAGAUGGUGCCGUUCCGUUUGACCCCAAAUAUCCAAAAGUUGAUUGGCGAAUCAGGCCUUGAAGGUAUUUUGGCCGUAUACAUUCUUGUCAUAGCGCGUGCUUUGACAGAACCAAAAUCCGAUUUAGAACAAUACCUUACGUUAUUCGUUCGCGAUGAAGUUAUUUCCUGGUGCACGCAGCAGGACCCCCCACGGCCUAUUCCACAGGACAGCCAGCUCAGAGAAAUCGUCAUGAUCAAUGUGGAGUUGAUCAUCAAACGAGUUCUUUCUAUGGCUCACAGUUCAUCAGGCUCAGGUGUUAGCACUCAAAGUGUAUUGGAGAUGAUAGCACAGGCUGUCAAUCCUCACAACCUUGCGGCUGCCGAUACUCUAUGGAUGGCAUACUUUUAA
Molecule: messenger RNA, 11286 nt
Organism: Sungouiella intermedia
Lineage: Eukaryota; Fungi; Ascomycota; Pichiomycetes; Serinales; Metschnikowiaceae
Source: the annotation of a GenBank genome assembly